Messenger RNA from Linum tenue, 3496 nucleotides. The record is from the annotation of a GenBank genome assembly. NCBI's taxonomy places the organism in Eukaryota, Viridiplantae, Streptophyta, Magnoliopsida, Malpighiales, Linaceae.
AUGGUUGAAGCGAUAGAUGCGCCACUACCUCCGACGUCGACCACACCACAAGUCCAAGAUAUCUCCCUUCACGGCGACGACCCACCGCCUCGUUACAUCGUCAGAGAACUCCCCGACCUAUCCCCGCCGUCAACCACCAUCCCAAUCAUCGACCUCAGCCGACUCCUCUCCGGCGACGAAGACGGCGGCCGGGAAGAGCUAGGGGAGCUCAAAGCAGCUCUCACCUCCUGGGGUUGUUUCCAGUUGAUUGGACACGGGAUCCCAGGUGAACUCCUAGACGAAGUGCAGGUAUCAGCCAAACAGUUCUUCCGACUCCCGUCGGAAGAAAAACAGAUGUGCUUCCGACCGGAAGACGACGUAGAAGGAUACGGCAACGACCCAAUUCUAUCCGACAAGCAGAUCCUCGAUUGGAGCGACCGUCUGUUGCUAAAGCUCGUCCCGGAGGACACCAGGAAACUCCAUCUCUGGCCCACCAACCCCACCCAGUUCAGGGAAGUGGUGAGCGGAUACUCCGACGAGCUAAAGCGGAUCGUUGAGGCACUGAUGAAGGCGAUGGCGAGGUGUGUCGGUCUCGAGGAGGACUGCUUCCUAAAGCAGUAUGGAGGCAAGGAGAUGAUGAUGUCAAGGUUCAACCACUACCCGGUUUGCCCCCGACCCGACGUGGUUCUCGGGGUCAAAGCUCAUUCGGACGGGUCAGGCGUAACGGUUCUGCUGCAAGACGAUAAAGUGGAGGGCCUCCAGAUCUUGAAGGAGGGUCGAUGGUAUGGCGUGCCCAUCAUUCCCCAUGCGCUUGUUGUCAACGUCGGCGAUCAAAUGCAGAUAAUGAGCAAUGAAGAGUUUAAGAGCCCGAUUCACAGAGCAGUUGUGAACUCUGAGAGGAAGAGGAUAUCCCUGGCUGCACCUUCUAUUCCUCACGAUGGUAAUGAAAUAGAACCGGUUGAAGGUUUGGGCAGUGAAGAAAGGCCAAGGCUAUUCAGGAAGGUAAAGUACAGCGGAAGUAUUCACCUUCACCACUAUCCGAGUGGAACGAGAAUGAUCGAUGACGCAAGAAUUUAAGUUUCAUGAACAAACUACGCCUCCUUGGUGUUGUAGACUAAAUCUGCAAACAAAUGAACAAUGUAGAAGCAAUUAUCUUCAAGAAAUUUGUAAGCUUUACUAAAGACGGAGUCCAGGAGGUCUAUUUGCAGCUCGUUUUAACUGUCCAUCUAAUUGAUCUAACACGGACAUUAUGUCAUCCGAGGAAUGGUGACACUUGUCCGAUGCUGCAAACUGAUGAACUCUCUUCUCCACCUCAAUCCAACUGGACCCAGGAGAACACUUUUCAACUCCAAGUUCCUUCAUCUUCCACCUAAUGUUUGCUGCAUCACUCCACCGGUUAACCUGAGUGUGCAAGCUAACCAAAAGAGCAUAAUGACCACUAUUGCCCGGUUCUAACACCUUUAACUCCUCAACAGCAAUCUGUGCAAUCUCAAAGUUCCUGUGAAGCUUGCAUCCGCCAAGCAAUGCUCCCCAAAUAACAGCAUUUGGUUCCAACUUCAUGGUUCUGAUAAGCCUGAGUGCUUCUUCAAGCAAUCCGGCUUUGCUCAAAAGAUCAACCAUACAACCAUAAUGCUCCAGUUGUAGAGGGCAAGAAUAAUCACGAGUCAUGCUUUCAAACCACUUUCGGCCUUCUUCAACGAGCCCUGAGUGAGCACAAGCACUUAGGAUGCUGAUGAAAGUCACCCCAUUGGGUUUGAUUUUCUCCGUCUUCAUCUUGGAAAACAUUGCUAGAGCUUCUUCUGCAUAUCCAUGGACUGCGAGCCCCUCGAUGAUGGAGUUCCAGCAAAAGAGGUUUUUGUGUCUCAAUUUGUAGAACACCAACAGGGACCUCUCUAAGGACCCACAUUUUGCGUACAUAUCGAUCAGAGAAGAUCCAACAUAGACAUCAAGGUCGAAGCCAUUUUGCAUCACAUAGUGAUGGAUUUCCUUGCCUAAGUCGAGGGCUCCGAGAUGGGCACAUGCUGAAAUCACACUUGCCAAGGUCACUUCAUCAGGGAUAACCUCAUUCUUGGUCAUCUCAUUGAAGACUCCUAGUGCUUCUCUGAACUUCUGGUUCUGGGAAUAGCAGUUGAUCAUCGUAGUCCAUGAAAUAACAUCUUUAGCAGGCAUUUGAUUGAAUAGCAAUUCAGCUGACUCUACAUCCCCCAAUCUUGCAUACCCGUCCAACAAUGUGUUCCAAGAAGCAAUAUUCCUUCGAGGCAUCAAGUCAAACAACCUCCUUGCGGAAUUCAAAUCCCCUGCACGAGCAAAACCAUCGUGGUCCAAGCGAAGACAUCUCUCUCAGGCAUUUCAUCAAACACCUUGAUGGACUCACCGAUUCUCUUAAAAUCAAAGUAAAACACUAUCAACGUCGUGCAGACAAACACGCUCGAAGCAAGCCCAUGUCUCCAAAUCUGCCCGUGAACUGAUUCCCCAACUCUCCCACCGUCGCCGCCUACAAAGCCGCAGGCUUUAACAAGAGACGAAAAAGUAUAACUCGUUGGCGACAACUGAGCUCUCAGCACCUGAACAUAGCACUCAACAGCAUCAAUGGGUCGACGAUUCUCGACAAAUCCUUUAAGCAUCGCAUUGAAAACAAAAACAUUCGGAUUCUCCAUCUGGGCAGCCGCGGAGACGGCCUGGUCCGCCGCGCCAACGGAAGAACAAGCCGUGAUGAAUUGGUUCAUCAGAAAGCAAUCUUGGGUUGCUGCUACUUUGAUCAUAUUGCCUAGUCCCGACUCCAAAUCUCUGAUCUUGGAGCAUUGCUUCAAGUGGGUAACUAUCAAAUUGGUUCGAGGGAGCAUAAUAAUAUUAGGCGGGAAACUGGGAAGCAAUGAGAAGCCAUACACAUCAAACGUGAUGCACAGUUGUCUUCAUAACUAAAGCAUAAACCAAGCGGCAGAAUAAUACAGAGUUGGGUCCUUCCUUAGGUCACCCAAUUCGUGGGUCGACCAUCGGCGCUCCCGAAUUAGAGCGUGAAAACGCGUUUUUCCAAGAGAGCGUCUACAAUUCGCGAAUUAUCAGUGACCGGAGCGCGAAUUGUACUGGGAAGUUCGCGAAUCUCUUGAUGAAUUGAGUUCUACUAGAGCAAAGAGAUAAAUUCCUCAUCCUGCUGGCAGUUCAAUUGCCUUCCGCCGCCGAAUGACAAUCGUUAGUGCAAUCCUUUCUUUUCCUCCGGCAAACACUUCACGUCCUGGCCAACUGGCCAUUCUAUUGCCUUCUGGGACCGAAUUGAUGGUCGUCUACGGAAUCCUUUCUUCUUCUUCGGGUCGAAUCGGAAGUCGUCAAAGCAGACCAUUCUCCUUCCGGCUACGAACUACUGUUGUCGACGUUUUGGUUUUCCAUUAUAAGUUGAUAUGCGAGAUUGAAAAUGAUUCAUUCGCUUGUUGCAUGGAGAAACUGAUCUCCAGAAAAAUGAAGGAGAAGAACAGAGCAGUGAAUCGCCAGGAGAGAGAGAGAGAGUGUGGGAGGAAGAGGG